UGAGUGCGGGAUGACCAGUUGGCUGCGAGACUCGCCAUUGCGCAUGUCGCUUGGUCGGCGUCGUGCACCUUCACCUCUGCACGAUGUUGACCCUGCUGCUGCUUUUCAGUCAUUCAUUAAACACUGGCAACAAACGUGUGACAUUAUUAAUAGAACCAAGUUAAGGGGGCAGGUGUUUGCCGAUGAUGUAACAGCUGUGAUAAAUCACCUGGCUCAGAUGGUCACUCUGCUGUUGGUCGACCUGAAGCAAAUUAUGGCUCAUGGUGCACGUAAUCAAAAUGGCAUACCCCAGAAAAGUUCCAAGGGAGGUAAUGGAAAUAAAGUGACCACCAUAGGGAACCCAUUAGAAGGUAUCCAGGAAGUUAGCAGCCAGCACUCAUCUUUGCCAGCAGAAAAUCCUCCUCACACUCCAAUCUUUGAUCACUUCCUUGGCGAAGAAAUCCUUGAUACUAUUUUGACAUGGAGUCUUAACACUGGAGAGUUUGUGAAUGCCUUGAAACUGGAACAACUCAAGGUUCAUGAACAACUUCUGAGUCACUCAAAACAGGAAAUACUUGUGUACAAGCCAAUUAUCCGUCCUCUGCUACGACUUUUAGCAUCAUGCGGUGGUUGUGUUCCAGUAGAUGUUGAGAAACGUCUUGUCGUACUUCUCAAUCAACUUUGUGUUUCACUUAUGCAUAAUCACCAAUUACUUGAUUUUUUCUUUCAAUUCUCCAGUGAUCAAGGUCCUACCAAGUUUAUGAUCUUCUCGCUCUUGCUGCCAUUUGUUCAUCGUGAAGGUGGCAUAGGACAGCAAGCCAGGGAUGCAUUACUUCUUUGUAUGGCACUGUCUGCAUCACACACCUCUGUUGGCCAGUACAUUGCUCAACAUUCAAACUUUUGUCCUAUACCCCUAACUCCGUUGUUCCUAAAUUCCUUGGAAUUCUGCAAUGCAGUUGUACAGGUUGCCCAUCCCCUUGUAAGAAAGCAGUUGGUGGAGUUCUUGUAUCAAGGAUUCCUUGUUCCUGUCUUGGGUCCAGCACUGCACCAGGGUGAUGCAGUCAAUGGGGAAAUUCAAGCACACAACACUCCUGUUUUCCUGUCAGUUGUCGGGGAGGUGGUAGCAGCCACAGCUUAUGUGGAGCUGUGCUUACGAACAGUGACAGAGCCUGAAUUACGUAGAGUGUUCCUGGCGUUCCUUCUCACUUCUGCCAACAGUCCUGCUGUGGAGCCUCCCAUUAUUACUAUUCUUAUCUCAAGACUUCACUCACCUAACACACAACUUUGCCUAGUUACAUUAAGUCUGUUUUGGACCUUGGUUGAGCUAAAUUGUGAAGACUUGAUGGUGGCGUUGGUUUUUCAAUACCUCACGCCUUGUACACACGUAAUGCUCUCUCAACGCUCACGCCUCACUCACCCACCAGACCCUACAACCAAGUCCACUCAUAGACUUGUGCAUCUUAUUCCUGAUGUGUGUCAGGCGGAGAACUCUCAAAAGCAGUUGGAAGCAUUAGAACCAUCACACACACAACAGUUGUCUACAUCCCAGUCAUCUCCAACUGUAUUAAUUGUGCCCCACCAGCGAUCUCUAUCCAAUGUAUCUACUUGCUCGUCAGAGAGUGAUUCAAUAUUUCUUGACCAGCCAACAACAUACUCACAUUACCUUAAAGAAGCUCAGAUGAGAAUUGCAGGUAGUACCGCUGCUUGUGCUCAUUGGACGUGGAAAUAUGAUGGCCUUAACCCACCACCUACUCAAGCUAUGGAGAUGUUGGAUGCUGCUCGUCUCAACCCUCCCAUGUUAUAUCCUAAGCCUCGUGCUCACUCUAAUCCCACGAAUAUAGAGUCAUCAGAGUUAGCACUGGCUGAGGCCAGAACUCGUAGUACCAGUUUACCAUCAGAUGCCAGAACUAGUAAAAGUGAAGUAAAACCAGUGCUCAAUGGUAUUUGUGAUAUUGAACAUAAUAUGAAAAGAUCAGCUCAUCCUGGAGCUUUUGGAGGGAGAGGAGGAGAAAGGAUAGUGGGCCAAGGUGGAGAAGAAGAUAAUCUUGACUCACUUGGAGAGAGCAGUGGCUAUGAAAGUUUUAAUAUCAGAGCAUCAAGGGAUUCAUCUCCAGUCAAUAGUUCAGAUGGGUCACCUAGAGGUCAAGCUCAGAACUUCUCUGGCAUCAGUGUAUCUGUAGAGAAGCAGGAUUUGUGUGCGACAAAUGAAGACCAGGAAUUUAUUGAUUCUCUACAAAGAUCAUCAACUCCAACAGAGCUCUCUGGGCUUGAGGAAACACUUUGUGAAAUUGAUCAAGCUUUUACUGCCUUUAAAAUAUAUGAUGUUAGCUCAUCUAAGUCUUAUAAUAAGGUGUAUCGACUUGAAAUAACAGGAGAGGAAGGAGAUUGGGACAAUCCACCAUGGCACAGCCAUGAAUCAUCUCCAGAAAUAGUAGAAAAGACAACAGCUUCAGAGUCACAGUCACAAUCACGACCAACAAUAGGUCCAUUCUUGGAGGCGCUGAUGUUACGAAUAGAUCAGAUGCUAUCCUCUAGCAUUCAUGUCAACCUUCUGACCACCACAAUAAUGAGUCGUCUGGCCAUUUAUCCAACGCCUCUCUUGUCUUCGUUGUUACUUGAUACAUCCAUUGUCUUCCAGCCAUCUGUUCGAUCACUAGUACAGGUUUGUAAAUGCAUUCAAAUUACAAGUGAAGGAAAGCGGCGUAGUCUCUCUCAAACCGUGUCUUCCUUGUUUCGUCGGACCAGUAAUGAGCGGUCAGCAAUCAAGGAAAGUCCCCUUGAGGAUCUACCUGAUAAAUCUGGCUACAGGUAUGUAAAACGAUCAUCAUUAGCAAGUGUGGAUAUUGGUGCAGGUUCAGGACUGGUUCCUGAUAAACUCCAUGCAGCAAGAUGUGCUGUACUUCUGCGAGAUUGGCUACUAGAGUUGUCUGCUCUUGCACAAGAACAGAUGGUGGCAGUGCCAAGUUUAGAAUUCAAAUUUCCCUCUAGUUGACAAUGACCCAUGUAUUUCUUUGAUGGGUCCUGCUGUCUUCAGAGCCACACGAAGGUAUAUAUAUGUUUUGCAUUUCUGCAGAUUUUAAAGAGCUCUGAAGUUGUCACAAAUUCAGUGUCCACUAUAUGUUUGCUGUCAGAUGACUACCAAUUAGCACUUAAAUUUAAUAAACUAUAGAUGACAAAAGGGCUAAUCUAACAAUUUCCAAAGACAGUAGUUUUAUUGGUUGAUUAAUAACUCACUUUUCUGAGUGUGUAUAUAAUUAUAUAAAUAUUAUAUAUAAAUAUAUAUAAAUAUAUUUUGUGGUGAUUUAAUAGGUUUAUGGCUUUUCUUUUCAUAUCACUUGAAUAAAAGCAAUACAUUGGAAUUUUAGAGGUACAGUAUUUAUACGAAGCGUGUUUAUUCUCAGUAAUAACACCAAAGAAAAGACAGUCAGCAUAAACAUUUGUACAGUAAAUAGUGUAACAUGUUCUAUGUAACAAAACAUUAUUCAUUUAUAAAGAGUACUAAGUACUAAUUGAGUAGCACUGAUAAUUUGUGAUUCUCUACAGUGCAAUGAUUUCUUCUUUAUUCUUUAUCAUUUUUUAAUUUUAUUAUUUUUAUUGUUUUAGCUCCUUGAAAUAUUUUAUUUUACCAGUUUUUAUGUCAUGUCUUCAUGUAACCCAACCUAUUCUCAGCCUUACUCUGUUGAUAAAUGGUAAACUUCUCCCGUCCAGUAUGCAUUGGUUGUAGUGCAGCAGAGAAACUACUGAUUGUGACUUUAUUACUUUUAUGCUUUUGUGUGGUAAAAGAUUAUCAUAUAGUAUGAUUGAGCAAUUGUUAAUUUUUUAAAUAGGGGUUACAAAUGGUGCAUCCUGUUAAAAUCUUUAUAUCCUAUUCAUCAUUUUUACACUUCACACAAUGUAUUAUUCUUGAAAACUAAAAUGCUUUCAAGGUCAUAGAGCAUUAAAUUGGGUUACCCUGGAUGAAAAACUACACAUGCAUGUUUUUUAACAGGUGUUCCCACAAAGCCAGGGUAGCCCAAACAAGGAACACAUUCACCACCUUGUUUUCUCCAAAAGAGAAUGAAUAUCACAGUUCCAGUCAUUUACUUACCAUAAUGCAACAUCCUAACCCAUAUUUCAGAAGGUAGGCACUGUAUUUUCGACAUCCAGAACUAGUCUGGCUAACCAGUUUUCCGGAAUAGCUCCAUGGAUGUUACUUUGCUUAUACACUAACAGCAUGUCAAAUCCCAAAAGCCACUUAAUAACUCCAGCCUCUCAUGUGCCUGCUAGAUGCUCAAGCCCCUACAUUUUAGAACUUCCUUCACAUUCUUUCAACCAUUCCCACACUGUCCCAACACCUUUCAUUCAUCCCAGAUUAAUACAACCUUUAUCUUGCUCUAAACUUUCUAAAUAGCCACUGUAUUUUGACCUCUUCUGCUCCCUGAAUUAUACCUUUUAUUUGAUACAGUAUCCCACAAGACAUGAUAAAACUUGAGAUGCAGGCAGGAAUAACAGGUAACAUACUCCAAAGAAUCAGAAAGUACCUUAGAAGGGAGUAAAGAGUGAUUGUCCAGAAAGAGAUGUCAGAGUGGGGAAGAGUAACAAGCAGGGUACUGCAGGGAUCAGUAUUAGGGUCAGUACUAUUUCUGGUUUAAGUGAAUGACAUUUGUUCAUUGAUGUAAAACUAAUGAAGAGAAUGUAGACCUGAGAAAGGCUGUAUAUGGAGCUGGACAAACUGCUGGGUUGGUCAGUUAAGUGGUUGUUUGAAUUCAACCCCUGAAAAUGCAAGGUUAUGCAAAUUGGGGAAGGGACCCAAAGACCAAAUACAGAGUAUAGACACUGGGGACAGAGGCUUCAGACCUCAUUCAAAAAGGACCUGGGAGUAAAUAUAGUGCUUAGCAUAUUACCAGAGGCUCACAUCAACUGAAUAACCUGCACAGCUAAUACUUGUCUGGCAAAUCUUGAGUGGCCUUCAGGAAUCUGACAGUCAUUCUGGUCUCUUUAUACAACAUAUGUCAGGCCCAUCUUGGAGUAUGCAGCAGUAGUAUGUAAUGAGACUAGUUCCAGAGCUAAGGGGUAUGAGCUACAAAGUGAGGUCAAAGGAACUGAAUAAUGACCUUGGAGGACAAAAGAACCAGGGGAGACAUAACAUACAAAAUACUCAGAGAAAUUGAUUAGGCAGACAGGGACAGGCUGUUUGAGAGGUGAGAAACUAGUAUUUGGGGGGCACAGCUGAAAGUUCGACACAGAUGAGUCACAGGGAUGUCAGGAAGUAUUCAGUUUCAGGGUGGUUGGAAAGUGGAAUGACCUCAGUGAAGUGGUGGAGGCAGAUUCCACACAGUUUUAACCCUUUGACUGUUUUGGUCGUAUAUAUACGUCUUAUAAGCCACCGUUUUUUGACGUACAUAUACAGGUCUCCCUCAACAUUCACGUUUUCAACUUUCACGGGCUUCACACAUUCGCGAAUUCCCAACCGCCAAAUUUCCAGCCACCAAAUUCCCAGCCGCCAAAUCAUAUUUGUUUCCUGCCACCUGCGAGUCCCUACUACCCUCCCUCCGACCCCCGCAACUGGCAGCCAGCCCUCCCACCACUCAGUGUGGUGAGUG
Messenger RNA from Cherax quadricarinatus, 5561 nucleotides. NCBI's taxonomy places the organism in Eukaryota, Metazoa, Arthropoda, Malacostraca, Decapoda, Parastacidae. The record is from RefSeq and is a predicted model, not a curated record.